AGCAAAAACAUUACUAUAUAGGAUUGGAGAGAGAGAGAGAGAGAGAGAGAGGGAUGCUAAUUUAGAAGAGAAGAAAAAGCAAUGAGGCAGCAAGCACGCCAAGCAGUCCUGGCUAGCUAGCUCCUGUGGCGGCCCACUGCUCGCUUGCCCAACUUAUGACUUAACCAACACAGGUUCGUAGAAUUUAUACACUUCCAGACUCUUAAACCAUCCCUUUAUAUUUCUCUUUAAACCCCCCACCCUCUUCUUCAACCUCCAUCUCAUAACUCCUCUCACACAUCCAAAGGAAAAGACAACUAAGUCCUCUCUCUCUCUCUGUGUUUCUGUCUCUGUCUCUCUGUUUUCUCUGUUUCUCCCUCUGGCUAAGUUCUUCAAUGGCCGGCCUGUGGGGACAGAGCAUUCACCAUGUGGGCCCAAACCCAUCAAUCAGUAGAAGUAACUCACUGAAUAGCAGCAGCAGCAGCGGCAGUGGGUGCUAUUACAACAGCUACAUGGAGCUGAGCAGCAACAACUACACGAUGAUGGAGAAGAGGCAGCUUUUUCUUAGAAGCUACCAGUUCAGCAGGAAGAAGAGCCUGACAGAGAGGAUCAAAGGGUCUUUUUGCAAAGCCAAGAAGGUCAUAUGGUUGAGGCUGCGUUCAGCUCGGAAGCUUAGGAAGUUGGUCUGCUUUAGACUCAGAUAUGGCCUUGCCUACCGGAGAAGAAGACUCUGCCGUCUGCUAAACAAUUACCACCAUACACGCAAAUGCAAAAACUCCUACUGUUUCUGGUAGAAGAAGUACCGGUACUCGUGUAAUUUCUAAUUCUUUUCCUUGUUUUUUUCUUUUCUUUUUUUUCUUUUUUUUUUUUUGAAGAAAAAAAGUG
Prunus avium (sweet cherry) is the source of this 864-nucleotide messenger RNA. RefSeq lists its product as uncharacterized. NCBI's taxonomy places the organism in Eukaryota, Viridiplantae, Streptophyta, Magnoliopsida, Rosales, Rosaceae. The record is from RefSeq and is a predicted model, not a curated record.